AAAAACUUACCUGUAAUAGCGAAGUUAACUGUUUUUCUUAGUAUAAUAUUAUAAUGGCUGAUCAAGGCUGGGAUACCGGAGAAAUUGCUUAUUUGGCCGAUAUUCAACACCCCUUUGAAUAUAAAUCCGAAGCGCAAGUUAACAAAACGGAAACAGAAAAUUUAUUUUAUAACUUUCUUUCAAGUUAUCGAGAUUCCGACGAUACCUUUUAUUAUAGAGAUUUGUUAAGACGGCAAUACAAUUCUGGUAACUAUUUCGUUACUGUAAAUUUAGAGCACUUAAGUAAAGUAAAUGAAAUCCUUGCUAAUAAUAUUAUUGAAAAUCCUACGGAAUACCUUCCUCUUUUCGAGAAUGCUAUUAAUAGAGCUGUUGAUGAAAUGACUCGCCCGCGGCCACCUACUGCUCCUUUUAAGCCUCUGCAGUUGACAAUUUCCUCUGACCAAAAUCCUAUACCAAUUCGAGAGCUGGAUGCACAGCACAUUUCGAAAUUAGUAAAAGUCCCUGGGAUUGUUAUUAACGUUUCAUCCGUAAAAGCUAAAGCUACCAUUAUUUUUUUAGCUUGUAAAAAUUGCGGUAACACGAAGCGUAUUUCUUUAAAAUCUGGUUUCUCUGGGAUUAACUUUCCCCGCCGAUGCGACAGAGAACCGAUAGGUGGGGAAGAAGAUCGGUGCCCUUUAGAUCCGUACGAAAUUGUUGGCGACAAAUGCACGUUAGUGGACCAGCAAGUCCUCAAAUUACAAGAAAGUCCAGAAAUGGUGCCCACCGGUGAGCUACCUCGCCACGUGCUAUUGUCGGUCGACAGAUUUUUAACGAAUACCGUUAUGGCUGGAUCACGUGUCACGACAGUGGGGAUUUUCGACAUUUAUCAAAACUCAACUUUCAAAUCGAAGAGCGACUUGACCACACGCACUCCAUAUAUAAGAGUGGUUGGGUUCAUGCACGACAAGGAAGAAGACGGACGCGGCCACUUAAAUUACAGCAGCGAGGACGAGACGUUAUUUAUUGCGCUUUCAAAACUUCCCGAUAUUUAUGAAAGGAUUGCCCGUUCGAUAUCUCCCACGAUUUUGGGGAGCGUCGAUAUUAAAAAAGCACUUGCGUGUCUCCUAUUUGGUGGAUCCCGAAAGCGCCUUCCAGACGGCCUAAAACUUCGGGGAGACAUUAACGUGCUGCUAUUGGGUGAUCCGGGCACCGCCAAAUCCCAGCUGCUGAAGUACGUUGAGAAAAUGGCUCCUGUGGCAGUCUAUACAUCCGGAAAGGGCAGCUCGGCAGCUGGAUUGACUGCUUCUGUUAUACGGGAUCCAGCUUCCCGGGAUUUUCAUUUGGAAGCGGGCGCCAUGGUAUUGGCGGAUGGUGGUGUGGCGUGCAUCGAUGAGUUUGAUAAGAUGCGCGAGUCUGAUAGGGUUGCUAUCCACGAGGCCAUGGAGCAGCAGACUAUUAGCAUAGCUAAAGCGGGAAUAACUACAAUUCUUAAUUCGCGCACUUCUGUUCUGGCUGCCGCUAACUCGACGUUCGGGCGCUGGGACGAUUCCCCUGGCCCAGAACAAAAUAUAGACUUUCAAGCUACCAUUCUAUCCCGCUUUGACUGUAUAUUUAUAGUUAAGGACACUUACGACGAACAUUCCGACUCAAGCAUCGCCAUGCAUGUGAUCCGAUUCCAUCAAAAGUCUACCGAAGUUGGCUCAGAAACAUCUCAAACCAUUCUCGACCCUGAGUUGCUUAAGAAAUAUAUAAACUAUGCAAAGAGGACGUGUGGCCCACGCUUGUCCGAGGAAGCAAAAGAACGACUGAUCAGUGAAUUUGUCUCCUUCCGACAGAGCACCCGCAAUAGUAGAAGUGCCAUUACCGUAACAGUGAGGCAGUUAGAAGCCCUUGUGAGAAUAAGCGAGGCUAUUGCCAAAAUGAGACUUGCUAAGUUCGCUUCUCUUGGGGACGUGGAAGAAGCUUUGCGUCUUUUUCGUGUCUCCACACUGGACGCGGCCAAGAAUGGCGACGUGACAAUUUUGGAGGGUAUGCAAGGAAGUGGCGAUAAAAGUUUAUCCAGAGAAAUAGAAAAACGGAUACAACGUCGAUUCUUCAUUGGCGCAAACGUCAGUGAACGAGUGAUUAUAGAAGAUUUCUUGCAACAGGGGUACCCCGAAGCGGAAAUUCGGAAAGCUCUGUGGAUUAUGGUCAAGCGAGGAGAUCUUGAAUAUCGCUACCAAAGAAAAGUUCUUCAUCGAUUUAGAUAAAUCUUUAGAAAUUUUUUUUUCAUUCUAA
Zophobas morio is the source of this 2256-nucleotide messenger RNA. Its product is annotated as DNA replication licensing factor mcm5-like. Gene Ontology annotation, biological process: DNA replication; DNA replication initiation; double-strand break repair via break-induced replication. Lineage: Eukaryota; Metazoa; Arthropoda; Insecta; Coleoptera; Tenebrionidae. The record is from RefSeq and is a predicted model, not a curated record. Gene Ontology annotation, molecular function: ATP binding; DNA replication origin binding; single-stranded DNA binding. Gene Ontology annotation, cellular component: MCM complex; nucleus. The coding region runs from base 54 to 2228 and encodes 724 amino acids. The transcript has 18 exons.